This is a messenger RNA of Zeugodacus cucurbitae (melon fly), 1475 nucleotides long. RefSeq names its product double-stranded RNA-binding protein Staufen homolog. NCBI's taxonomy places the organism in Eukaryota, Metazoa, Arthropoda, Insecta, Diptera, Tephritidae. Bases 59 to 1360 code for a protein of 433 amino acids. The transcript is spliced from 2 exons. The record is from RefSeq and is a predicted model, not a curated record.
AAGAUUUUUGUAGAGCACCCGGCAUUUGUGCCGCGUGUGCCGUGUGCCUAUAAAAACCAUGUGUGAUACCUUCGAGGUACAUAACAACCCACACAAUCGUUCAACCAUCAACAACCAGCCAAGCACGAACAUGCGUGGAUUUAUUGCUUUGUACGCCUUUGUAGCUCUGAGCGCCGCAGCGCCACAGCAGGGAUACCAGUAUGCCGCACAGACAUCUGGUGGACAGUUGACGCAUACGGUGCCGCAGCCACAUGUCCAGUAUGGUGUUGUGCCACCGAAAACUGCUGACUUCCUAAAGGAUCUGCAAACUGUUAUGGCGGUGCAAUCGGCAAAUUUGGCACCGAACUUUGAGCUCAACACCCAGCCGCAAUUGGUCAGUUUCAGCAAAGAGCAAUAUGCCGCGGUCAAUGGCGCCGCCGGGGCUGCUGCCUCCGCACAGGUUUCUGUGGCUCAACCACAGGCACGCUACUUGGCCCCAACUCUGGUCGGUGGAAACUCUUUGGAGCAACAGCCACAACAGUUGAUUCAACAGCAGUUCGCUCAACAACACCAGGUUCCACAACAACUGCAGUUCCAACAACAACCACUGCAAUCACAACAACAUUUCCAACAACAAGCAACACAGCAAAUUACUCUGCCAGAGCAGCCUCUCCACCAACAGUCAACCCACUUUAUUCAGCAGCAAUCUCAACGCGUCGAACCCGAAACCGUGAUCUCGAAACGUUUCUAUCUGCAUGCCGCACCCGAAGAUGAUGAUGAGGAAGUGAAACAACAUCAUGUGACCGUCGGUAAGCCACGUAAAAACUAUAAUGUUGUCUUCAUUAAAUCUUCCGACAAGUCCACACCGAAGACGUCAUUGAAAAUUACGCCCGCCGUUAAUGAAGAGAAGACCGUCAUCUAUGUGCUGAACAAGAAACAAGAUGCUGCCGAUAUUGAUACACAAGUCUAUGAGCCGGUCACGACCACCGCCAAGCCCGAGGUAUAUUUCAUUAAAUAUAAGACAGCCGAAGAGGCGGCACAUGCGCAGCAAACCAUUCAGGCACAAUACGACGCCUUGGGCGGUUCGACUCAAGUCACUAAUGAAGGUGUCGCUCCGGUGAGCUCAGUCAUUGGUUCUCUAGAUGCUGCCAAGCAAGCAGAAGCUGAAGCAGCUGCUGCCGCCGAGGCAGUUCAAUCCGCGCCCAACAUUCAAGCUGAUGAGCAACAGCAAGCCGCACAAAUUCCAGUGGUGCCUGCAGUUGGCGCCCAAUCAGCAAGUGUACAGCCAGAGGAGCAAUUGCAGGUCGUUGAGCAAUCGCUCUCACAAGGUUCCAACACAAAUAAUGGUUAUUUGCCACCAUCGAGAUAUUAUUUCCUUUAAACGGAAUGUUCACUGUUUCGUUCGUCGGCUUUUAUAAUCGUAUUGUUGCCAUGUGAAUACUAUCAUCGUGUUAGUUUCACCCGAACAUUUGCUACAUUGUUUUUGUUAUAUGAAU